AUGGCUAAGGCUAAGCCCAGUGAUCGCAGUAUCGGCGAAGAAUUCGACAGCCUUCCAAAUGAACAGAAACUGAAAGCCGCAAUGUAUUAUAGUAUAAAAGAAAUCGCUAAAGAGGUGGAGCAAGAAAUGGAGGUGUCAAUCAGUGCCCAAGUUCUGGCCACUGUAUCUGAAAGUUUAAACAGACAAGCUGAAUAUUACGCCUUAGAUCUAGAAAACUUUGCCAAACAUGCCAAGCGCACAACAAUCAACACUGAUGAUGUAAAGUUAUUAGCAAGAAGGAAUGAUACUUUACUGCAACAUUUGAAUGAAAUUCUUGCUGAGGAGACAGCUUCCAAGACAGCUUCAAAACCAAUUGCAAAAGCUACAAAGAAAGCCAAGAAGUCAGCUAAAGUUGCAGAUAGUGACAUGCAGGAAAGUUGA
Molecule: messenger RNA, 420 nt
Organism: Biomphalaria glabrata
Lineage: Eukaryota; Metazoa; Mollusca; Gastropoda; Planorbidae
Product: centromere protein S-like
Exons: 4
Coding region: 1-420 (139 amino acids)
Biological process (GO): replication fork processing; resolution of meiotic recombination intermediates
Cellular component (GO): FANCM-MHF complex; Fanconi anaemia nuclear complex
Molecular function (GO): protein heterodimerization activity; chromatin binding
Source: RefSeq, a predicted model, not a curated record